GUAUUGUAGAGCCGACUGAGAGUUGUGACGACCUCGGUUUUCUUCUUUAGUCAGAUCUUCACUCUUUCCUCUGUCAAUCGUAAUUGUCUUUGCGGUUCCUCAAAGGUUUAGCUGAAAUGGCCGAAUCAAAACCAGGAUUGAGGAAACCUGUAUUCACCAAGGUUGCCCAGCUCCGCCCAAGCACCUCAGGGCACACUCUCACGGUAAAGGUUGUUAAUACUAAGAUGGUAUUACAGAAGGGUCGUGCUGAUGCCCCUCAAGUACGCCAAAUGCGAAUUGCUGAAUGCUUGGUAGGCGAUGAAACCGGAUUGAUUAUCUUUACAGCUAGAAAUGAUCAAGUGGAUUUGGUGAAAGAGGGCUCUACCCUAACCCUGCGUAAUGCCAAAAUCGACAUGUUCAAAGGAUCGAUGAGACUUGCUGUGGACAGGUGGGGCCGUGUUGAAGUUGCUGAACCUGCUAGUUUUACAGUGAAAGAAGAUAACAACCUCUCACUCAUUGAAUAUGAACUUGUCAAUGUUGAAGAGUGACUUUUCUGGACAGAGUUCAGUUGCGUACCUGUCUUAACCCAAAAAAAUAAAAACAAAAUUGAAGAAGUUCUGUUGUUAUAUGGGGCAUCUAAUCUCCAAAAUGUUCUUGAAACUUACAAAUUUAGGAAGAAGAAAUCUUGAAGCCGGUACUACCUAAGUCUUCUCUUAACUUUGCAGCCAAUCGUGAUGGAGCUUUGGUUGGACGGCCAAAUAGAUGGUGAUGGCUGUAAGUUUAUCAAGAUGAGGGAACCGGCUUUCUCUGUUUACUAUCUACUUGUUUUUGGAAAGUACAUAUGGGAUUCAUGUUAUGAAAUAUGUCUAAUACUUUUUCUAAUUCAGUAUGAGUUUCCUACGUUAUUUCUUCCAUUUUAAUUUUCGUUUUGAUGUCAACUGAUAAGUCUAAAUAUGUGUAUCUGGAAAUGCUUUGGUAUUUUUGAGAAAGUUCUUU
This is a messenger RNA of Prunus dulcis (almond), 975 nucleotides long. RefSeq lists its product as uncharacterized. The record is from RefSeq and is a predicted model, not a curated record. NCBI's taxonomy places the organism in Eukaryota, Viridiplantae, Streptophyta, Magnoliopsida, Rosales, Rosaceae. Bases 117 to 527 code for a protein of 136 amino acids. The transcript is spliced from 3 exons.